CCCAUGGAGCUGGAGAACAUCGUCGCCAACACCGUCCUGCUCAAGGCCCGCGAAGGUGGUGGAGGAAACCGGAAAGGCAAGAGCAAGAAAUGGCGCCAGAUGCUGCAGUUCCCCCACAUCAGCCUCUGCGAGGACCUUCGGCAAACCCUGGAGCGGGACUACCACAGCCUGUGCGAGAAGCAGCCCAUCGGGCACAUGCUGUUCCGGCAGUUCUGCGAGACGCGCCCCGAGCUCUCACGCUGCGUCAAGUUCCUGGAUGCUGUGGCAGGGUACGAAGUGGCUCCAGAUGAGAAGAGGAAGGAAUGUGGGCAGCACCUGAUUGAAAAGUACUUGAAGCCAAACAGUGAGGACCACGUGCCUGAAGUUCCCUCACAACUGGUGGAUGCCUGUUGUGAGAGGCUGGAGCAGGAACCUUCCAAGGAACUCUUCAAGGAAUGCACUAAGCUUAUCCACGACUACCUGAGCGUGGCUCCCUUUGCCGACUACCUCGACAGUUUGUACUUCAACCGCUUCCUGCAGUGGAAAUGGCUGGAACGGCAGCCAGUGACCAAAAAUACUUUCCGCCAGUACCGUGUGCUGGGUAAGGGCGGUUUUGGGGAGGUGUGUGCCUGCCAAGUGCGUGCCACAGGGAAGAUGUAUGCCUGCAAGAAACUGGAGAAGAAAAGGAUCAAAAAGAGGAAGGGAGAAGCCAUGGCCCUGAAUGAAAAACAGAUCCUGGAAAAAGUGAACAGUAGGUUUGUAGUGAGCUUAGCCUAUGCAUAUGAAACUAAAGAUGCUCUCUGCCUAGUGCUGACCCUCAUGAAUGGAGGGGACCUCAAGUUCCAUAUCUACCACAUGGGAGAGGCUGGUUUUGAGGAGCCCAGGGCAGCUUUCUAUGCUGCUGAGAUCUGCUGUGGCCUGGAGGACUUGCACCAGGAGAGGAUUGUGUACAGGGACCUGAAGCCAGAGAACAUAUUACUGGAUGACCAUGGACACAUCCGUAUCUCAGACCUGGGACUGGCUGUGCAUGUGCCAGAGGGCCAAACAAUCAAGGGCCGGGUGGGGACAGUUGGCUACAUGGCUCCGGAGGUGGUGAAGAACGAGCGCUACACGUUCAGCCCGGACUGGUGGGCCCUGGGCUGCCUGGUGUACGAGAUGAUCGAGGGCCAGUCGCCCUUCCAGCAGCGCAAGAAGAAGAUCAAGAGGGAGGAGGUGGAGCGCCUGGUGAAGGAAGUGCAGGAGGAGUACUCGGAGAAGUUCUCGCCCUGCGCCCGCUCCCUCUGCACCAUGCUCCUGUGCAAAGACCCCUUGGAGCGCCUGGGGUGCCGAGGAGCUGGGGCCAAGGAGGUGAAGGAACACCCUCUCUUCAAGCACCUCAACUUCAGGAGGCUGGAAGCAGGCAUGCUGGACCCUCCCUUCAAGCCAGAUCCCCAGGCCAUCUACUGCAAGGAUGUGCUGGACAUCGAGCAGUUCUCCACGGUGAAAGGGGUGGAGCUGGAGCCCACAGACAACGACUUUUACCAGAAGUUUGCUACAGGAAGUGUGCCCAUUCCUUGGCAGAAUGAGAUGAUCGAGACAGAGUGUUUUAAGGAGCUGAAUGUCUUUAGCACAGAUGGCACAGUGCCCCCAGACCUGGACUGGAAAGGGCAGCCUUCUCCACAGCCCAAAAAAGGGUUACUCCAGCGCUUGUUCAGCAGACAGGACUGUUGUGGAAACUGCAGCGACAGCGAGGAAGAGCCCACCCGGCUGUAGAGCACAGCUUGUUCUCCAGCCCCUGGGACCCCCUUGCCUCUCCCGAGUGCCCAGCCUGAAGGACACGGUCGCAGUGGCCCCACAAGGUGGAUUUGUUUACAGUUUUAUACGUCUGCAUGUGAAGACUGUGAGGAUGAUUCCAAGGCUGGCAGCCGCACACGACUCGGGUUGAGGCGCCUCUGACCACGGGCAAGCCCUGAGACCAACCCGGACGCUUCCAAAUCUGCCCCUUGGGAUGGUGCUGGUGCUGCUGCCGCUCCUGUGCCGGGCCCAGGGAGGGAGGGAUGGUUCCAGCGUGGGCCGAGGCCAGGCUGGAGCAGCUCUGCUGACACAUUCCACGGUGCCCGAGCGGCGCCACAGGUUGGAUGUAUAUUUAUAUAUGUCGGUCUGUACAUAUCACAUGUUGGUUUUUAGUCUAUGGGUGGGGGCCUGCACUGCCCCCACCCUGUCACAGGCACAAAUGUCCUCCUAUGGGAGGAGUGACUGUCCCAGCUUUGUUCCAGGGAGUCCUGGACAGAGGCCUUCUGUGCCUUGAGGUGUCUAAAUCAUCUUUCCUGGACCUUUCUGGCCGUGCUGAGGUGUCCUGGCUCCAGCGGAGUCCAUUGCUCAGCCUCGAGGCACAGGGAAGUGCUGUGCCAAAGCGUCCCCCAUUGUGUCCUGGCAGCAGAGCGUCACUGCCUUGUCCUCGUGUCCCUGUCUGCUGGAGCCUGCUGCCUCCUGCCUCGUCUCACACGUGCUGCCAGCUCCAGUGAGCUGAUCCCGAGCCCCUCUCCAGACCACUGGCACAGCUGGACACAGCCACUCCCAGGCACCUGCUGCUGCUGUGGCCACAGGGCUGGCCUGAUCCCGGCAACCUGCAGGGUGGUGGCAGCACAGUUCCACCAGCUCUGGACCUGUGCAUUCCAGAGGUGUGGCCGUGCCCAGGCCCAGCUCAGUGGUGGAGGAGCAGACACAUAAAGGACCCUGCUCUCAGGGAGCAAAGCUGUGAUAAAGGGAAUGUCCCUCCUGGGGUCAUGUGAAACUGUGACCCAAAAGUGAGAAGGCUGGGACCAGCUUAAUGUGUGUCCCCAGGGGUUCUGGGCAGCCAGCACAGCUCCUGCACCCAUGGGCAGGAGCCCUCUGUGGGGAGCAGCGUGGGGAUCAGCCCACCUCUCCAUUCAGCUUGUCCUGUCCCCUCUUGUGUACACUUGUCCCAGCUGUGUCCUGAGCAAUAACUUGUCCCUUCUCUGUGUGUGUGUGUGCACACGUGUGUGCGUGUGCUGCUGCCUCUGCUCAUUCUGAGCCAGGCCCCCCAGGGGGGCUGAGCACCUACUUGGACCUGUGGUAUCAUUUGCUUGCCUUGCACUAAAGUUGGAGAGUAUUUAAAUUUUUAA
Messenger RNA from Agelaius phoeniceus (red-winged blackbird), 3104 nucleotides. It is a transcript of the gene GRK6, whose product is annotated as G protein-coupled receptor kinase 6. Gene Ontology annotation, molecular function: G protein-coupled receptor kinase activity; ATP binding. Gene Ontology annotation, biological process: regulation of signal transduction; signal transduction; protein phosphorylation. Lineage: Eukaryota; Metazoa; Chordata; Aves; Passeriformes; Icteridae. The record is from RefSeq and is a predicted model, not a curated record. Gene Ontology annotation, cellular component: cytoplasm.